Dictyostelium discoideum AX4 is the source of this 1614-nucleotide messenger RNA. RefSeq names its product glycoside hydrolase family 47 protein. The record is from RefSeq and is a predicted model, not a curated record. Bases 1 to 1614 code for a protein of 537 amino acids. Lineage: Eukaryota; Evosea; Eumycetozoa; Dictyosteliales; Dictyosteliaceae. Gene Ontology annotation, molecular function: mannosyl-oligosaccharide 1,2-alpha-mannosidase activity; calcium ion binding. Gene Ontology annotation, cellular component: Golgi membrane; membrane. Gene Ontology annotation, biological process: glycoprotein biosynthetic process; carbohydrate metabolic process. The transcript has 3 exons.
AUGAACCCAAAAAUCAAACUGUUCCUUGCAAUUGCAAUUGUAGCUUACCUUAUUAGUAUAUUUACUAUUUUGAGUUUUGAUGGAAGAAAUAAAAUCGAUGCCCAAAGAUUUCCUGAUAAAUGGAAAAUUGUAAUUCAAAAUAAUAAUAAUAAUAAUUAUAAUAAUAAUAAUAAUAAAAAUUAUAAGAAAACAGGAAAUCCAUUUAAUAAAAUUGAUGAAGUAUAUUAUCAAAAUGAAAAAUUAAAUAUUAAAAGAUCAGAACAAGUUAGAGGAGCAAUGAAACAUGCAUGGGAAAAAUAUAAAGAAUUUUCAUGGGGUCAAGAUGAAUUAAGACCAUUAACAAAAAGUCAUAAAGAAUGGUUUGGUCUUGGUCUAACAAUUAUUGAUUCUUUAGAUACUCUUAAAAUUAUGAAUUUAGAUAAAGAAUAUAAAGAAGGUAGAGAUUGGGUUGCUAAUGUAUUAAAACAAUCUAAAAAUACUGGAAUGACGGUUUCAGUAUUUGAAACGAUUAUUAGAGUUUUAGGAUCACAUGUAACAAUGUAUGGAUUAACAAAUGAUGAAAUGUAUUUAGAGAAAGCAGUAGAGAUUGGUGAUUUAUUAUUAUAUGCAUUCCCAGAAGACACUAAAAAACCAUUCCCAUCAUCAAAUAUUAGAUUAGCAACUCAUGGAAAGUCAUAUCCAGGUUGGACUGGCGGUUGUGUAAUUUUAUCAGAAGUAUCUACAUUAUUUUUAGAAUUUAAUGAACUUUCAAGAAUAUCAGGUGAUCCAAAGUAUAAGGAAUACUCUGAUAGAGUGAUUGAUGCUCUAUCCAAAAUGAAAACAAGCAUACCAGGUCUAUUUCCAGUUUUUGUAAAUCAAGACGCAAAUGGUUUCUGUGGUAGUUUUAUUACAAUUGGUGGUUUAGGUGAUUCCUAUUAUGAAUAUCUCUUAAAGAUGUGGAUUUAUACAAAUGGUGAAGACGAAAUCUAUAGACGUCUAUUUGUUGAAUCUGCUGAUUCUAUCAUUGAACAUUUGUACAAAGUUUCCCCAAAAGGUGAUGGUUACCUUUCAGCCAUGGAUCAUAACUCUCUAACCAACAUUCAAGAACAUUUAGCUUGUUUCGCUGGCGGCAUGUUUGCAUUAGCUGCCGCUGCAAAUAUUACUCAAGAUGAUAAAAAGUCUGCUAAGUAUAUGGAAGUUGGUGAAAUGAUAACUAAAACUUGCGUAAAAACUUAUUUAACUUCACCAUCUGGUUUAGCUCCCGAAUCAUUCCGUGUCGAUCCAAAUUCUGGUAAUAUUAGUUGGAAUGUUCAUGGUACAUAUAGUUUUUAUAUUUUACGUCCUGAAACUGUUGAAUCAUUAUUCAUUUUAUAUCGUUUAACAGGGGAUAUUAAAUAUCAAGAAUGGUCAUGGAAAAUCUUUGAAGCAAUUGAAGAUGUUUGUAGACAUGAAAAUGGUUAUAAUGGUCUUAAAAAUGUUGAUGAUAGAAAAUCUUUGGAUGAUACUCAAGAAAGUUUCUUUAUGGCGGAAACUUUAAAAUAUCUUUAUUUAUCAUUCCAACCUUCGUCAGUUAUUCCAUUAGAUAAAUAUAUUUUCAAUACUGAAGCUCAUCCAAUUUUGAUUCCAAAGAAAUAA